AUGUUGCCAUCAAAUUUAUAUUCUAUUACAAUAUUAGUAUUUGUCAUCUGUUCCGUUAGUACCGCAUAUGAUAUUGUGGUUUAUGGUGCUACACCUGGUGGUAUUGCUGCAGCAAUAACAGCAGCUCGAAUAUCAUCUUCCUUUUCAAUUGUUAUUAUUGAACCAACAUCGUAUAUAGGCGGCAUGUCAACAGCUGGUGGAAUUGGUUUACGAGAUCUUGGCUUAGAAAUCACUAUUGCGGGUUCUGUUGCACAAGACUGGGUAAAUAAUAAUUAUAAAUAUUAUAAAAAUGUAACGAAUCCUAUUUAUCAACCUGAUAUGAAUGUAAGCCGACAAAGUUUUCUUGAUUUACUUUCUAUGUAUCCAAAUAUUCAAUUAAUCACUGGAACAGGACCAUUGAUUGAUAAAAGCAUACAAAUGAAUAGUACACGUAUUGUUCAAGUAACUACAUUUGAUGAUCGACGUACAUGGAAAGCAUCUGUAUGGAUUGAUGCUAGUUAUGAAGGUGAUCUUGUUCGAUAUUCAGGUGCUUCUUAUACAUGGGGUAGAGAAUCACGUAAUCAAUAUAAUGAAUCAUAUGCUGGUGUACAACCUUAUACAACAUUUGCUAAUUUCAUACCUAAUUAUCCUGUUAAUGCUACAUUAGACAAUGGAACAUUAGCUCCAUACAUCUCACCUGAUAAAUUAGGUCAAGUAGGUUCUGCUGAUUUGAAUAUGAUGGGAUAUUCAUAUCGUUUAUGUAUAACACCAAACCAAAAAAAGCAAGCACCAUUUGUUAAACCCAAAAAUUAUGAUCCAAAUAAUUUUGUUAUUUUACAACGAUAUAUAGAUUCAUUAAUGACUUCAGGAAAAUAUCCAACAGGACCUCCAUUUGAUAAACUUGUUGAUGUAUUGAUUUAUCGAGGUUAUCCAUCUGGUGAUAAAUUUGAUAUGUGUGAUAGUUUUGGAAGUGCUUUUACAAGUGAUGCAAUUAAUUUAAAUCGAAAUUAUGUUAAUGGUACAACUCAAGAUCGUCUUCAUAUUGCAGAAAUUGUCUCCGACUAUGUACUUGGUAUGAUUUGGUAUAUUCUUACUUCUCCAUUUGUUCCGGAAGUGACACGAAAUUCAUUACAAAAAUAUGGUUUAUGUAAUGAUCAAUGGCCAGAAAAUAAACAUAUACCACCACAAUUGUAUGUUCGUGAAGGACUUCGUUUAAUCAAUGAAAAUGUUUUUACACAAAAUCAUGUUGUAAGUGGUUUAUGUCGUAAUGAUACAAUAGCAUUAGGUAGUUGGGUUCAUGAUAUACAUGUUGUUACACGAACAGUCAAUGAAUCUUAUGUUAAUAAUGAAGGAGCAAUGUUUAAAUCAAUUGCACAUAUAAAUGGUUCUAAAAGUGGAUCAGCUUUUGAAAUACCAUAUUCGAUAUUACUACCAAAAAGAAAUGAAGUUACAAAUUUACUUGUACCUGUAUGUCAUGCAGCAUCUCAUGUUGCUUAUGCAGCUACUCGAGUUGAACCACAUUUUAUGUUGUUAGGUGGUGCUGCUGGAUAUGCAGCUGCUUAUUCAAUAUUAAAUGGUAAUAUUGAUGUACAAACAGUUAAUAUUAGUCGCAUACAAGAAACAUUAUUACGAGAUGGCGUACUUUUACAUUAUCCAGUCGGACAUUGUGAUUAA
This is a messenger RNA of Rotaria sordida, 1653 nucleotides long. NCBI's taxonomy places the organism in Eukaryota, Metazoa, Rotifera, Eurotatoria, Philodinida, Philodinidae. The record is from the annotation of a GenBank genome assembly.